AUGCUGCUGCGCCUUCCGUACGCGCGCCCCGCACCGUCCACAGCUCGAUGGAGGCCGCCGGGGCCGGAGCGGGCGCGGGCGAGGCCGCGGCCGGCACAUCACCUCCGCCGAGGGCACGCGGCCGCUUCCUCGGCCGACGGCGGCGGGGCGCCGCUCCACUACGACCCUUUGGCGGACCUCCUCGGCCCAGACCUCGACCCCAGCACAUCGCAGAACACUGCCCCGGUUUCAGAGAAGGGGAAGCUGAGGUCCUGGGUUGGUCCAAAUGGGCAGUACUAUCGAGAGUUGCCUUGCCCUAAUUGCAGGAGUAGAGGAUACACUCCUUGCAAAGAGUGCGGGAUAGAUAGAUCCAGUUUGGACUGCCCUAUGUGCAAUGGCAAGGGUAUUAGGAUGUGUAUGCAAUGUGAUGGAGAAUGUGUGAUAUGGCAAGAAUCUAUUGAUGAACAACCGUGGGAGGAAGUUCUAUCUAGUUCUCCCUUGAAAGUAAAGGAAGAUGAUGAAGUCGACAAACUAGAUAUAAAGAUCAGCACCUCAAAAAGAUCAAAGCGUACUUAUCCAUCUCCAUCUCCGGAAGUUGCCAUGAAGAUUAGUCGAUCGUUAAGAAGUCUGAAUGCUAAAACAGGAUUGUUUACUAAACACAUGAAGAUUAUACACCAAGAUGCCAAAUUGCAUGCUCAAAGAGUUGCUGCAAUCAAGAGAACAAAAGGUACUCCUGCAGCAAGAAAUGAUGCUUCUGAAAAACAAAAGGCAUUCUUCAGGGAUCCCGAGAAUCGACUCAAGAGAAGCGUUGCCAUGAAAGGGGUGAAAUUUUACUGCAGUAAAUGCGGGCAAGAAGGACAUAGAAGCUUCUAUUGCCCAACCGUGAGGGAAAAUUCGACCAGAGUGCAGUUCAGAUGCCGGUUAUGUGGGGGAAAGGGACAUAAUAGCCGAACAUGUGGGAAACCAAAGUCAGACAAUGAACGUCAGCGGCAGCCUCGGCAUUGCAGCCUAUGUGGUGAAAAGGGUCACAACCGUCAGAACUGCCCUGGGUCCCCACGGGUGGAGGUUGGCACUUCUGGGCAUAUUUCUAAGAAAGUUAACCGUCCCAAUUCAGGUAUUUAUUCAUGUAGUUUCUGCUCAGAAAGAGGGCAUAACAGACGGACAUGCCCAAAACGAAAUGCUAGCUUAGAAAGAUGAAAACUGUGAGCAGUUGAAAAAUAUAUGUUAAGCUGCAUUUCGAUCAGAUGGAACAUCUACUGAGUAUCACUGCUGACACAUCCAGUGAAUGCAGUCACCUAAACCAGGUUUUUGUGCUUCCAACUCGAUAAGAGUAAGCAAUCAGUCGCAUCCAUGGUGUUCAAGGUCUACCUAUAUAUACCAAGUAAAAGUUAAGCAACGAAAGGGGAGGUUUUAAUAUUGAAAAUAGACUUCAUAUGGUAUUAUUCUGUGCUUGAGGCGUCAGUGAACCAUCAUUAUUCUGGUACGCUUGCAACAUGCAAGGCCACUCCAACUCAUCUCCUCACUGCUGCCAAUAUAUGGAAUGCUGUCUUGAAAUGCAAUGCUAUCACUGUAACCUCCAGUAGGUGAAAACAGGCACAACAUGUCUCGAAUACCUCCAUGAAUAGGUCUCUGAUAUUCAGUAGUUUGUGGCUCGUAAACUGGCUGAUACCCCUUUUUGUUUUGUUGGUAGCAUUUGAGUUCUCAUCAACUAAUUUCCUGAAAUAUUGAUGACUUGAAUAGCAGACUAGGUGCAGUUGAUGAUGCUCUUUUCCUUGGGAAAUUGGGUGGGAAAGUGGCCUCUCGAGUACGUUGUGUUCAUUACAGAAGAUGUAUGAUUUAAAUGUACAGCUUUGUGUGAGUUGCCAAUACCCUCCUCUUUGCUUAUAUAACUGAUUUUGUGGUGGCAGUUCAUCUGUCUCAACUAUACAAUCUUUGCCUGCA
Molecule: messenger RNA, 1920 nt
Organism: Lolium rigidum
Lineage: Eukaryota; Viridiplantae; Streptophyta; Magnoliopsida; Poales; Poaceae
Product: zinc finger CCHC domain-containing protein 9-like
Exons: 8
Coding region: 1-1176 (391 amino acids)
Biological process (GO): positive regulation of cytoplasmic translation
Cellular component (GO): cytoplasm
Molecular function (GO): translation regulator activity; mRNA binding; single-stranded RNA binding
Source: RefSeq, a predicted model, not a curated record